Molecule: messenger RNA, 4442 nt
Organism: Nerophis ophidion (straightnose pipefish)
Lineage: Eukaryota; Metazoa; Chordata; Actinopteri; Syngnathiformes; Syngnathidae
Gene: dcaf15
Product: DDB1 and CUL4 associated factor 15
Exons: 13
Coding region: 89-1939 (616 amino acids)
Biological process (GO): protein ubiquitination
Cellular component (GO): Cul4-RING E3 ubiquitin ligase complex
Source: RefSeq, a predicted model, not a curated record
CCGCCUCUGGCCGGCCUUUACAGUCUCGUGCUGCAGCGGACCAAUCAGCGGCGAGCUGAGCUUCACGCGAACAACAGUUCAGUUCGAGAUGGCGCCCAGCUCGAAAUCCGAAAAGAAGGAUGGCAAGCAGAAACCUCAGAGAAAACACAAGGACCAUAUUGUAAAGCUCCUCGUGCGAGGGAAGAUUACUGGGCAGUUAUCUCAGCCUCUGUUUAGGCAGCUCCCACCUCGAGUGUGUGUCCCAUUAAAGAACAUUGUCAGCGAGGAGUUCCUCAGGGCAGGGCACAUUUUUCUCGGCUUCACCAAGUGCGGACGUUAUGUUCUGUCCUACACCAGAGACUGUGGAGAGGACGAUGAUUUCUCUUUCUACAACUACCAUCUCUAUUGGUGGGAGUUCAAUCUGCACAGCAGACUCAAACAGGUCCAAUAUGUGCGACUGUUUGCAGGCGAGGAAAUCUACAAUGACCUCUACCUCAUGGUGUGUGGGUGGCCCAAUGACCAAUCAAAAAUUGUCAUAUUCGGCUUUAACUCUCUACUUAUGAACUUGAUGAGUGCUGAGAACUACAGAGAUAUCUACUUAACCAUCGUCUCCAUGCCUUCUCCUAAGCCUUGCCCUGACUGCUGCAGGCUCCCCUCAACUAUGUCCAUACGCAAUGGGAGUGGCGAGUGUUUGGAGCACGGCUAUGUCCUCAACAGCAGGUGCCAGGUGGUGUACCCGUUUCCCACCUUCCAACCUGCUUUCCAGCUGAAAAAGGACCAGGUCAUCCUGUUGAAUACUAGUUACUCUCUGGUGGCUUGCAGCAUCUCAGUCUGCCCAGGGAAGCAAGGUGAAUUGUCCCAGAUUCUCUACACCAAGAGAGCACCUUUGUCCCAUCAGCCGUCCUCGUCUUCCUCCUCCACUAUCUCAGCCUCCUUACUGCCUCAGGGCUCUCCUGACAGCCGAUCACAACCGAGCAGGGUGGCCCCGCUUACCUCAUCUCCCAGCCAGUCGCAAGCGGUGCUGCGAGCCAGAGAGUUUGCAGCUGACCUAUUUCGACGGGCCCAUGGAGGAUUAUGUGUGGGUGACAAAGAAGCAGCCCGGAAACCAGGAGAACCGCAAAUAAGCUUCCCGCACGAGGAACAGGAUUGUCAAAAGAGGACGCAGGAAGAUACACGAACUACUUUGCCACAAACAUCUGGACAUAGUGUGGUUCACUUAUCUGAACAUGUGAUGUCUCCUGCUGCGUCUUCAUCACCAUCAUCCCCUAUAGCGCCAUCCACAUCCCAGGAGGCAGAGCCUAGUGAGCCUGGUUAUGUCAACUAUUCCCGUCUGCACUAUUGCCACCAACAGCCCGGCUCCUUAGAGCAAAAUACAGGAGCUGCAGCAGGCUAUGAGGACGAUAAAGUACAACUGCCUUUCACGGUGACAGAUCUUAAAGGACGCAGCCUGCAGCUGGUCAGCGAGCCACACAAUGGACAGAGUGUGUGUGUGGAGCAGUUGACGCUGGACUUUGAGUAUCUUAUUAAUGAGGUGAUCAGGAGAGAUGCUGCCUGGGCUCCUCGGUUCUGCUCUUUCAGCGACUAUGAUGUGGUCAUCUUAGAGGUAUGUCCAGAGACCAACUUGGUCAUGAUUAGCAUCGGCCUGCUGCUACUUGCCUUCCCUCCGUCAGAACAGUACAGGCCCAACACCUACCACUCCAACCUGCAUGUCAGUUGGGACCUCAACUCGGGCGUGUGUUGCACGGUGGGAGUUGGUGACCUCACAGAGAUCAAGGGUCAGACCACCGGGGGUGUCUGGAGCUCUUACAGGAAGUCCUGCGUGAACACGCUCAUGAAGUGGAUGGUGCCUGAGAGCGGCUCUCGCAGCAUCAACAGAAUGACCAACGAAGGAGUACACAGUGGAUCUUCUCGUCAGGUGUUGGCGGACAGUGACAGAUGCACUUGGAUCGUUUUGCGAUAACGUCACAAAAAACGAACAAGGAAAGGAAAUCUGAAGGGUGAGCACCAUCCUUAACUAAAAUGGACUAGAACUGCACUGUGAUCACACAAACACAUCAAAACUGAACUGGAAGUUUGUACAUAAUUACAUUUGACACUUUUCGUUAUUUGUGUCAUGUAUGUUUUGUUGUAACGACAAUAAGCACGAGCUGGACUGAACAAAUUAUUAGUUGGAUGUCUUUUUCAAAACGUGAGUGUACUUGAAAUGUUUUGUUUUGAUGUAAUAAUUCUCCUGUUUAGAUUGUUAGGUCCAGGUGGUUGUCACUUUUGUAGUGGAACCAGCAUUGUCUUGACUCAUAAAGAUGCAAUAUUUCUUAAAAAAGUACUAAGUGAAUCUGCGUGACUCAAUGUGUGCGAGCAUCAUAUGUCACUGGCAAAGAAGGAAGAAUCUUAAAAGAUAUUUUGCCAAAAUAAAAUAUGACAAUAUUUUUGGGGAUUUCUUAAAUUUGAGUAAAGGCUUUUGUUGCCAGAAACAAGACAAUAUGCACACAGAAAGUAAUCACAUCCUUUUAACAAUGAGAUUAAAGCUACAAAGAUCACAGGUUGUACAAAGGCUUAAGAGGAACAUCAAAGGAUCUCUUGUUGAAGGUACAGCAUUAUGGAAGGAAUCACACAACAAAUAACUUUAUAUCAAGUGGUUUCGGAAAAUAAUUUAGUGAAAUCCUCAUAGAAGUUUUACAUUGUCUGUGCUCUUGGUAAAGGGUCAUCUUAGAUUAGAAGGCUUGGUCCAUCAUCACAUUAAAAAUAUUUUGGUAGUCUGGAUAGAGACCACAGUUACCACAACACGUAUCCUAAGGCAGUUAUGGUCAAACAUGACGUACAAAGUGGACGUGUAUGACACACAGGGAUACAAAAUCUACUUUUCAAGGACAAACUUGCACAACUGCAGCUGGUAACCAUGGAUACAGUGUAGUACGUGUUUCUGAUUGGCUGUAGCGCUGACAUGGUGUGAGGUGAUGAUGGUGAGAAUGAAUGGAUGGGAAAAAAGGUGAUGACAAAGGUGGCACACUAACAAGGCUUGAUUUUUUUUUUAAUAACUGCAAAAGUUCAAGACGACGCCGAGACUACUUCACAGAACCCCCAUUUAUUAAUCCAACGAUACAGAAUAUAUAGAAUACAAGCUUCUUCCAACUAGCAAGCUCUCAAAGGCACAGCGUAUCAAUUGGCCAAAUUAGAAGGAACAGAAAGUAAAAUAUGGCAUCCAUCAAUGUGCCUGCAAGACCCCUGCAUAGACAUUGCCCAAGUACGCAAUGUGAUAUAUUUCUCUGCAUCAUUUGGGCAAGAGAGACUCAUGAAUAUAGAUACUAUAUCGAGUAAAUACGGCAAAUGAGGGAUGGGCUGGCCACCAAAUGCUCCAGGAAGGCACAGGGAUUAUACAUGAUUGAAGGAAGAUGAAGAAAAAUGGCAGAAUACAUGAUUGGCAUAAAGAACACUCACGCUCAACAACAAACUAUCUUUUUGAGAAGACCACACGAGAGAGCAGGAUGACAUGAUGUCAAAACAAAAGUGUGAUUAAGGCGGUGUGUCUGUCAGGCUGUGCAUGUUCAAAGUGGUCCUGGGCUGCUUGGCCGGCGGUUCCAGCAGCUCCUUGUCCUCCAGAAUACUCAGGGAGGUGGACUGCAGCACCAAGUCUGCACUCUCCUCCUCGCUCUCUUCCUCAUCCUCCUCCUCGUCCUCAUCUACAGGAGAAAGGCAUUGUGACGCUGCGUGAAACUGAGUGGCGGGGAUCUUACCUUUCUCCGGGUCCGGGGUAGAUCUGCUCUUGACGCUGUUGGCAAACUGGGAGGAAACAAAGAUUAGACAAGGUUUGGAGAACACGUCUUCUGACUUAUGUGCUGGCACGCACUUCUCCCAUGACCGCGAUCGCAGUCUCUCCUUUAGCCUGAGCCACUCUGUGCUCGAUCAGGUAGUACAUGUACUCGUCAUACAGCAGGCGGAUCAGGUGGAAGGACCCGAAGCUGGCCGCGCUGCGCAAGGUCAGGUCUCGUAUGACCAUGGAGCUGGUGGCAAAGGACAGGUGAUCGACAUGUCGCACACACGCACAAACAAACAAACACACGCACGUCUUCGCUGCCGCUCACCUGUAAAAAGACCAGUUGAGCAGGAAGACCUUAGCAGCCUUCGGGAGGGCGACGGGGUUAGCCUCGUAAGGUUUGAGGACCUGCGAGACGACGCCGUCCAGCCAGGAGGCCCACUGCUCCAAGGAGUUCUGCUGCUGCAGCGUCAUCUUGAAGUCUUGUUCUAGCCGCUGCACGAUGCGAUCUUCACACUGACACACCCAUGACGCUUGUUCCUGGGGGGCGGACUGGUGUUACUCCUCCGAACCACGGAUGUUUAACUAAAUUCUUCUACAGGCCACAUGUCCAAAAAACUAAGGACCAGUGGCUGGACUUCUCUCACAUUUAGUCUUAUUUUGAGAACCAGCAUUCUUGGUGGUAGAUUUUUUUUGUUAGAGUUAGCAUGUC